CUGGAUUCUCGCCUAGUAGAUCUCGCAUAAUAAUCGACCGAUUUAAAAACAAGCAAAAAUGAAAUUUUUAGUGAUCGCUUUAGCUUUAUUCGUUGCUGUUUCGGCAGUAACUGAAGAGCAAAAAGAAAAAGUAAGGAAAUAUGGUUUGGAGUGUGUUGAAGAGUCAGGAGCUGAUAAAGAAGAAGUCAAGAAAUUAAAAUCUGGAGAAACUACAGAAGUUGAUCAUAAAGUUAAGUGCUUCGUUAAAUGCUUCUUCCGUAAGACAGGUUUCUUCAACGAACACGAUGAACUCCAAGAGCAAGUAACCGUUGAUAAAUUGAGCUUGGAUGCCACUGCCGAAACCCGUGAAAGUGUACAAGAAGCCGUUAACAAAUGCAAGGGAGAAACCGAUGCCGACCCAUGUGUCAAGGCUUUCAAAAUCUUCAAGUGCUACCAAGAUUUGAAACACGUUUCCUUAGUUUAAGCAAAUUCAAAUAAUCAUUAAUUUUUCAAUAUUACCAUAGAAACAUAUUUUCCUCCUUUUAUGCCUAACACAAUUACAAAUUUUCCGUUAUACUUAAUUCGUUGAAAUCAAGUGUCAUAAUUGUACUUACGAUAAAAAUAAACUAUUUCU
Molecule: messenger RNA, 613 nt
Organism: Ctenocephalides felis (cat flea)
Lineage: Eukaryota; Metazoa; Arthropoda; Insecta; Siphonaptera; Pulicidae
Product: general odorant-binding protein 56d-like
Exons: 4
Coding region: 59-463 (134 amino acids)
Biological process (GO): sensory perception of smell
Molecular function (GO): odorant binding
Source: RefSeq, a predicted model, not a curated record